This is a messenger RNA of Taeniopygia guttata (zebra finch), 5076 nucleotides long. Lineage: Eukaryota; Metazoa; Chordata; Aves; Passeriformes; Estrildidae. The record is from RefSeq and is a predicted model, not a curated record.
UCCUAACUUCUGCUGUCAAUAAUAAAAGCAUUCUUUCAGUGAAGUUUUUUUCUAAUUAAUGCUUAUUUGAAUUAAAAAUUUCUAAAGUGAUUUCCUUUUGUCCUUGUAAUUUUGUAUUAUUAUUGCAUAAAACAAUAAGCUCUGUCUCUAACUAUUUAUACAGAUUCCAGUAACACUGAAAUAAUGAGUGCAACGUUGAAACAAAAUGUUACAGUUCUGACAUAAGUGAUAAACACAUUAAGCGUGUCUUUCUGACCUCUUUAUGUAUAGUUGGACUGGCCUGUGCUUCCAGCAUGACUGGUUUUCAUUUCCUUUGUAGAAUUUCAGUCUGGCUGUAACAUCUUUGCUUUAGAACAGUGAAGUGCAUUUCACUGUUGGUUUGAGAGAACAGCAAAUACAAGAUUUGCUGUUGAAUGUAAUAAAAAGUUGUCCCAAGUGAUUUCCUGCUGUUAACAGUAUGGGCACAAAAGUAAAGUUUAAUACCAAAGGACUUAGAGCUGCUGUGCUGACUUUUAUGCCAUAGAAUUCUGGUAAUUACCAACCCUUAUGGAAAGGCCUUUGGUUAUUCCAGUCAAGUAAGGGUAUUGUAGGCUGUGGUUGUUAAGAGACAGCAGGGAGUUAAUUUAAUGGAAGUACUUCCUUUUACCUGUUACUGUUGCCAGUGUGCACUAUUUUCUUUAGUAACCAAAUCCUUCAAGGUUUGUGGCUACUUUAAUUGUAAAAACUUGAGGUUUUGAGUAAGGAAUGUAGACUUUCAUAUAAAGAAUUACAAUUUUCAGACUUUAAUCACUAUGUAGAAAUAAUUAUUACUUUCAUUAUUACUGUCUCACUCUCUUUCUGUGCCUUUAUUUCCUUUUCUCAUUACUACCAUUUUUAAAGGAAAGCAGGACAGUUUUCCUAACAAUGAAAUUUAGUUGCCUAAACAGCAGAUGUGGCUUUAUUUUGUAUCAUUUUAGUCUUUCAUUCUCAUUCCUGAUAUGAGCAUCUUGUCUUACAGUCCAGUUUAUACUAAUAAUUUUUUCCUCAACUUUUUAUAGUGUAGACCUAAUUUCUGUCUGUCUUGUUUUGUUUUGUUUUUUCAUUCCUCUUUGACCCAGCUGUGCCAUGUUACCACACUUACCUGUACAGAGUAUGGGAGGACUGCAGAUCGCAGGCCAUGCGAUACGCCUGGAAACUUCAUUCCCUCCGUUACCAAAGCCUCAUGCACUUCCAGAGUCACUGCCAUCUCCCCCCAGGCUUUCAGCAUCUGAGCUCCAGAUCCCUGCCCUUGAUGAAGUAGAUGCUUCUGUUCCAGCCUGUCUGAGAUCCCAAGAUGACACAGAACUGAAAAAAACUGAGCCAGAAAAGAGGCCAAAGAAAGUCUCACAGAUCCGAAUCAGGAAAACUGUUCCUAAGCCAGACCCUAACCUUACUCCAAUGGGACUACCCAAACCAAAAAGGCUUAAGAAGAAAGAAUUUAGUUUAGAAGAAAUUUACACAAACAAGAACUAUAAGUCCCCUCCUCCUGCCAGGAGCUUGGAAACAAUCUUUGAGGAGCCCAAGGAGAAAAAUGGACACUUGAUCUCUGUCAGCCAGCAGAAGAGAAAGAGGAUUCUAGAGUUUCAGGACUUUACUCUUCCCCGGAAAAGGAAGACACGAGGCAAAAUCAAAGCAGUGGGUAGUUUCACCCGAGCAAAAAGAGCUGCACUGCAGAGUGCAGAGUUAGAUGUUCUUCUGAGUCAGAAGCUAAUGGACCUUGAAGCCUUUUUUGCAGAGGAGGUUGAGCAGGAGCAGGCCUCCACCAUCUGAGGGAGUCACUUAGCUGGAAACGGUCUAGUCAGCUUCUUUAGUAUUGUUUUCCUUGGGAGACAUCUACUGACUUCUUCAUACUGGCUUCAUCUACUGAAUUCUGCCACUCUGUUCUAACAUCUGAUAAUCAGUUUUUGGCUGUGACCCUCUUUAAGGUGCUAUUUUUUUUUUUUAUGCUGUUGGAGGGAAUCUUUUAAGUCCCUGUUUGAGUGUAACACAGCCAUAUGAAAUUUACCCAUCCUUUCUCAACCUCUGGAAAUUACUGCUUAUAUUUAAUUAAUUAUGUUUAAAUAUCUUUUGGGGGUAGAGUAGGAGUGUCAAGGAGGAAGUAGUGCACCUUCACUGAUGCUAGAACUCUGUACUCCAGAUCAUUUGCACAUUUGAGUCUGCUGUUGUUACUGUAAUGGCUGUUUUUAACAAGCUGACAAAAGAGAUAUGGUGUUUGAUAAAGAAAAAUUUUAGCAAACACAUUAUUGAUAUACCACUAACCUUUUGAUAAUUAAAAGUAGCUGUCUAGGUUUGUGUUCAAUUCUUUCUUCCUUCUGUUAACUUAGAAGGUUCCUUCUAAAUUUCUUUGCCCUUCCUGGCUCCAGGCACCAGAAGCCCCACAUAAUUAGAUAUUAAACAAUUUGCACUUUGUAUAUGCUUCUUUUAACAUGAUUCACCUCAAAAAAGGUAACAUUUUAAGGAAAUAUGGUGCCCAGUACUAUUUUUUCCAAAAGAGAAGAUUUUUUUACUUACUUGGCUGAUGCCAAAUUCUUCUCCAGGGAAAAGGUAAUUAGUCCAUGAGGGUGUUAAGCUGCAGGAUAUAUAGGCAGAGAUUUUUAUUUAACUGAGCUGAGCUGCUGCAUGCAGGGAAGACCAGCAAAAUCUUUAAUACUUGUUUUAAAGUUAUUUUAAUUCCAUUCAUACUAACUUGAUUUCAAUGUCAACAAGAAGGAUUUUUUUUUACCAUUUUAGAUUUACAAUUCUUGUAGCUCAUCAUUAGAUAUUCUCUGUACAGCACUGUUGUACAUAAUAGCCAGUGCAGUACCAAGAGCCUCCGAGUAUGUGGACAUUGUUUUUGUCAUGUAAGGCCAUAUGCAAUUAUCUGAUGCAGCACUGGCCAAUUUCUCAGCUCUACCUUUGGAAGGAAGAGAGCUCCCUUCUGGCAUAACUUCUGUUAAACUUAACUUGAAGCAUAAUUCCAAUGCUAGCUGCUGUUCAGGUAAUUUCUGUCCCUUAGUGCCUAGAGAAGUUAUUCAGGCAAAGCUGUUGUUGCUGGGAUGCUCAAAUUUAGUCUAUUCUUUCUUUCACUUGUCACUUGAACUUGCACUUUCUUAUUUAUCUACCCAUAUAAUAGAGUUUCUAUUUACCUUCAAAUUGAGCAAAUAUCUAGUGGGUGGGUAUUUUUUGUAAAGUCCCAAUAAAUGCAGGACUCCAAGUACCAUCAUUAUCUUCUGUUGCUCUACCACUUCUGUUACCGACCAAACAGAAAACUAAAUUUUAACAAGCAAUCUGUUGAAUUUCAGAGCUUUGAGUAGAGAAAUGGAAGAGGAUUAUUACACUGUCUGUGCCUGUGUCUUGAAAGAAAUCUAAUCUGGGUUUGUUUUCUCCUAGUUUAUGUGCUGGGAUUUGUAGAAGUUUAUAUUCUUGUUUUGAAGGCUAAUUAUCUUUAAUCAGGAAGACUGAAGAAAAGAGGAGUGCACAUUUAGAGUAGUAGUGUUUGGAGUUUGAGGGUAAAAUAACAAGGCAAACUUUGAACAUAUUGACAUAGUAUUUUUCUGGUUAACUUACUGGGCUGUUGUAGAACAUUCUAAUUGAUCCUCUUUAUUUUUGUAAAAAGAAAUCCCUAAAAAACAAAGAUCUACUGCUUCUUAAAAAAUGUUUGAAAGUUUCCCUAUGCUGGCUUAUUAACCCAAUUAUUGACCAGUUGGAAGUGGUAGCAAGAGUGAGAUAUAUUUUUAUGGAUUUAUGCUAUAGAAUGGUAUUGUUACAGAGUAUUCAUUCACCUUCUAUUAAUAUGGGAGGCUUCCAGUGACACAAUUAAGCUGUAACCUUACUGGGGCUUUCAAGGAAAUAAAGAUUGGGGUGGGAGGGAAAGACGGGUCCAGAAGUUCAGACCUCUAAUGUGCUUCAAAACAUGGAAUGUGUUGAGUCUUUUCCUUUGGGUUAUGUUGAGUUUUGUUUAGGGUGGGUUUGGUUUUUUUUCUCUUCCCCGCUCUCUCGUUUCUGAUUGCAUUGAAAUAAGAUUUAUUAACUUUUUUCCUACAAGCUACAGGAGAAAGAGCAAAGAAAACACUCAAAUACUCUUCAGUUUACAGUAAUUGGAGGAGUUGCAAAAUGAUGUUGCAGUUGUUUAGCUUCUCGCAGACCUUUAGUUUGUGGAAACCCAAAUACACAGCAUUAUUCUCUUUUGGUUUAGUGUUUGUAUGACAAUGUAAUCUAGUGGAGACCAAGUAUCUCUUCCCCUCUCCAGCAUACAGGUGUCAGUCCUGCUUAUGCACUUUUUUGUUUUUCCCUUUCCCACCUCUGUUUCUGUUUACAGCACUCAGGGAACAGCUAUGUUCCUUGUGGCUGCUGCUUGUACACUGGGAGUGAUAACUGGGAAAAAGCUGAGCAUUUGCCAUUCUGAGCUGCUUCUGUCACAGCUAAUUAAAGGAAAAAGAAUAUGUACAAAAAGAAGGAUAUGUACACUUGCCUUUUCAUUAAGUGGACCCAUUCCAGUUUUUGUAUCACCAUGGAAAGUAUAUCAGACUGAUGGCCAGAACAGCUUGAAAAGGAUUGCAAAGCUUUUGCCAUGUCCUGUCUCUUAGUAGAGCCAGGCAGCUCUUUGAUAAAUUUGCUGAUUGUCAGGGAUGGAAGGAUCACUUUAAAAAAAAAAAAAAAGAAGAAAGAAGAAAAAAAAAUCAUAGUUUUCAUCAUGCUAAGACUGGAGUAGCUAAAGCUCCUUAAUGUAUGGUACAGCAUUUUCCUAUCUGGCUUGUGUCUGCAUACGUUUGAGUUCUGGUGCUUGCUGGAUAUGACUUCCUGCAAGCAGUUCUCAUUCAUUGUAUUUUAUUUCAGGUGGGCCUUUGGUAUAUUAUGUUCCAGGUGCUUUUCUAGAAUGUGGAUAGUAACUGUGGAUUAAAAGUCUGUAUGAUGCUAUCAAGGUAACAAAUAGCUCAAUGAGAAUUUGUACAUUUGUGCCAUUAGCCUCCAUCAUGCUCUUGGCAUUUUGUUUAUGUUCAAUAUUGUGUGAAUCUAAAAUUUUACUGUUUCUUUUGUGUGUGUUUUUAAUUUAUGGAAAUAAAUUUUUCUGAGAACUUU